Effrenium voratum is the source of this 1338-nucleotide messenger RNA. Lineage: Eukaryota; Dinophyceae; Suessiales; Symbiodiniaceae. The record is from the annotation of a GenBank genome assembly.
AUGAAACUGAAGAGCCUUCUUGCGACCACCGCGCUGUGCGCUGGCAUCGCAUCACCCACCAUCGCAGGCGCCUGGAGCCUGGAGGAGGCCGCCGCCCCCUAUGCUGGAACGACCGUUGAUGUCGUUUUCCUGCUGCGCCCGGGCUACGAGGCCAUCGAAGCGAUGUUGCCGGCCUUCGAGGAAGCCACCGGCAUUGAUGUGAAUAUCAUCAAACAUCCCUAUGAGAACGCGCUCGGUGAGCAGGUGCGUGAUUUUGUUGCCGGUGGUGAUCUCGAUAUCGCCCUGAUCGAUCUCGUUUGGAUCGGCAACUUCGUCGAAAAUGAGUGGGUCGUCUCCGUCGAUGAAAUCAUGGAGACCUAUCCGGACAUCAUCGAUCCGGAACUCAACAUGGACGACUUCUUCCCGCUCGUGCUGAACGCGUUCGGCGGCUGGAACGACACCAUCUAUGGCCUGCCUUUCGACAAUUACUCCGGCCUGAUGUUCUAUAAUCGCUGCAUGCUUGAAGAGGCUGGUUUCGAUGGCCCUCCCGAGACCUGGCAGCAGCUGAUGGAUGAGUAUGGCCCGGCUCUGACCACCGGUGAUCAAUACGCCUACGCGCUGCAGUCCAAGCGCAAUGAGACCCAGUCCGCAGACAGCUUCGCCCGCAUGCUGUGGCCUUUCGGCGGCUCGUUCCUUGACGCCGACUUCCGCUCGAACUUGCUGAGUGAAGAGAGCCAGGCCGGUCUUCAGUUCCGCCAGGAACUGAUGCAGUACAUGCCAGACGGCAUCGUCGCCUUUGACCAUGCAGAGACGGUGAACGCGUUCGCCCAAGGCGAGGUCGCCAUGAUCACCGAAUGGUCGGCAUUCUACUCGACAGUUGUCGACCCUGACACGUCGCGUGUUGCUGAUUGCGUCGGAAUCGCGCCGGAGCCGAUGGGACCGGCGGGCCGUAAGCCAGCCCUUGGCGGCUUCUCGCUGGCCGUUGCCUCUCAGGCCGACGAAAACGAGAAAGCGGCAGCUUGGCUUUUCAUCCAGUGGGCAACCUCCGCAGCGAAUGCGGUCGAGUACCUUGAGCGUGGCGGUGUUCCUGCUCGCCAGUCGGCCUAUGCUGAUCCGGCGCUGGCCGAGACCUACACUUUCAUCCCCGCGCUGGUGGAAAGCUGGCAGGAUGGCGUGCCGGAGUUCCGCCCACGCUUCGCCGAAUGGCCAGAAAUCUCCGAAGUCGUUCAGGAGUGGGGUACCCGGAUGAUGCUUGGUGAGGUCUCCGUUGAGGAAGGCGCCGCCGAGAUCGGCACCCGGAUGGAAGACAUCCUGGAAUCGGCCGGCUACUACAGCGGCGACAAACCGCUCGCGCAGUAA